This is a messenger RNA of Sorex araneus (European shrew), 1227 nucleotides long. RefSeq names its product cancer/testis antigen family 47 member C1 (gene CT47C1). NCBI's taxonomy places the organism in Eukaryota, Metazoa, Chordata, Mammalia, Eulipotyphla, Soricidae. The record is from RefSeq and is a predicted model, not a curated record. The transcript is spliced from 2 exons. The annotation marks the transcript as partial.
AUGUCGGCCACUGGAGACCAAAACCAAGGGAGGCCUGAGAGCCCUGUGAUCAUGGUGGGAGUGUGGGCCAGGGUUGUGGGUGCUGGGGACGCAGUGGUUAGUGUCCUGGAAACAUUUGAGGAUAGGGCACGGGCGGAGCAGAAUGUGGUGCCUGAGGGGAUAGAGGAAGCAGGGCCAAACCCAGAAGCGGAGUUGGCCGGGGAAUCCAGCGAGGUAGAGGUGGCCAGGGGGUUCCCUGGUGCCGAGGUGCUUGAGGGGCUCCAAGAAAGCGGAGCAACCAGUAAGGAUGAAGAGGUGGCAAGAUCUGGGUCGUGCAAGAAGGUCGGAGAGAUUGGGGAGGCAGAAAAGACAGGAGAGGAUGAAGAAGCAGGAGAGGCCGGGGAGACUGGAGAGGUGGGGGUGGCAGGAGAGGCCGGGGAGAUUGGAGAGACCAGGGAUAAAGAUGAUUCCAGAAACGUUGCGGAGACUGGAGCCACAGAGAUCGGGGAAGCAAGUGAAAUGAGAGAGAUCCCAAAUGCUGGGGAGGCUGGGAUAGUGUCAGGGAAUGAGCAAGUGGGGCAACUGUUCUCUGAAGUUAGAAUGGACCCCACAUUUGAAGGCCCCGGGGACAGUCUGCAUGAAAUAGGGUCCUCAGAGUUCAUGGAAAUGAUGCCAAGGAGCUGGAGCCUUAGUACUUUGAGCGAUGCCAUGAGUGGGGGCUCAGGUGGCAGCAGUGGAGUGGAGGAUAUCUUCUGGCCGGUUGAUGAUGAUAAUGCUGAUGAAGAUGACGAGGAGGAGCUAUACAAUGCGGAGCUCUUUCUAGAAGCCAACAGCUUCUCAGUUGGCGGUUUCCGCUUCAUGUUUCUUGACAUGAUGCACUCACUGUUGCACCACAUCUACUACAGAGACCACAUGCUGGUGCGUGCCCGUAGAGACAGAGUCAUGUCCGGGUCCUUGCCCCACCAGCAUCCUCCGCGUGCCCUUCUGCCCUUGUUGAGAUUUCCCAGGCAAUUACUCCACCCAGAAGUUCAAAUGAUAGAGGAUGUGGUUCAGGGCCACAUAGCCCCUGAGCUGGAUGCUGACACGGAGAAUGAGGAGGAUGAAGCCGUUGUGGCGUUGCUGGAGGAAGCUCUGAUGGAGCCUGAGCAGGAGGAGGCUACUGAUUUCCAUGAAACAACUGUUUCUCUUACUGAAAACUCAGAGGACGUGGUCACUAGUGCUGAAAAUGAAGAAGAGGAGUAUGAGGAU